CCUUUCCGGUCGGCUAGGUACUGAGCGCGCUAGGCUCUACAGAGUGAAGGUUUAAAUCCAAGGUCAUGGCAAAACAUCUGAUGUUCAUCACCAGGACUGUGAUGGUACAGGAAGGGAACGUGGAAAGCGCAUACAGGACCCUAAACAGAAUCCUCACUAUGGAUGGGCUCAUUGAGGACAUUAAGCGUCGGCGGUAUUAUGAGAAGCCAUGCCGCCGGCGACAGAGGGAAAGCUAUGAAAGGUGCCGGCGGAUCUACAACAUGGAAAUGGCUCGCAAGAUCAACUUCUUGAUGAGAAAGAAUCGGGCAGAUCCGUGGCAGGGCUGCUGAGGCCUGUGGAUGGGACCCCCAGUGCGAAACCCUCAUCCAGUUUUGUCUCCAUCUCUUUUGUUUGUACAAUCCCGUUUCCUAUUACCGUUCUCUGCAAUAAACUCAAAUCACAUGUCUGCAAAAAAAAAAACAAAAAAAAAA
Molecule: messenger RNA, 470 nt
Organism: Symphalangus syndactylus (siamang)
Lineage: Eukaryota; Metazoa; Chordata; Mammalia; Primates; Hylobatidae
Product: small ribosomal subunit protein bS21m
Biological process (GO): translation
Cellular component (GO): ribosome
Molecular function (GO): structural constituent of ribosome
Source: RefSeq, a predicted model, not a curated record